This is a messenger RNA of Brenthis ino (lesser marbled fritillary), 201 nucleotides long. The record is from the annotation of a GenBank genome assembly. NCBI's taxonomy places the organism in Eukaryota, Metazoa, Arthropoda, Insecta, Lepidoptera, Nymphalidae.
AUGGAACGCAGCAAGUCCGGUAUCAAAUCCGUGCGCUUGCGCUUACGAAUUGCAUUCCCAUACAGGGUAACGGCGUUCGUUUUCCUUUCUCGUUCCUACAAGAGGCCUUAUGAUGACCUCUCACUCACGCAACAUGAAUGGAGGCGCCAUGGAAUGCGGUCGCGUGACGUGUGCGGCGCCGACGCUGAUCUUGAUGCACUU